AUGGAUGCCUGUGAUUAUUCACUUCCUCUCAGCAUCAACCCAAAUAACUUCACUGCCAAACUGUGGCGCUUGGUGAACAACCCGGCGAACGACUCCAUCUGCUGGGACGGUGCCGGAGAGGUCGUCGUCAUUCACCAGCAGCUCUUCGAGCAACAGAUCCUGCGUCCCGGCAGCUUGUCUCCGAGCAGCCCCGACGCCUUCAAAACGACCAACUUCUCAAGCUUCGUCCGUCAGCUCAACCUGUACGGCUUCAAAAAAGUCGACCCAGAUGUGAGCCAACCUAAGCCGGUCAACUCGACCGUUCAUCAUUUCUUCAACGCAAACUUUAAGCGGAACCACCCGGAGCUUGUUGCGAGUCUGAUCAGGCUCACCAGCGAUAAUAAGGCCAAACUCCAGGCCGGUCUGAACGUGAACUGUCGGCCUCCCAGUCGGUACCAGCUUUCGAGGGGGUGCAGUGAUGGCAAAGGAGUCCGUUCAUGGCCGAGCCCUGCACGUCUGGAGUCAGCUCAUCCUUACUAUCCGAGGAAAGCCCUCAAUGGAACCCCGGUCCCACCUUGGUACCUGAUGAGGGGUCUCGGUGCAGCUCUUUCUCCUGCUGACAAAGAGACACCAGCAUGUUUGAGCCACCCAGAUGCUGGGGGGACACCGAGCCCAAAUGCUGUGAACGUUCAGCCCCGCGCAAACCAAGGAAAUCCACAUUUCGCUGGUUAUAGUCCCCAUAGUGUCCCAUAUCAACCUGACUUCUGUUCUCCAGCUUUCCAUUGCUACUAUCCAAAACCUGCAAGACCUCCCGUGAAUAUGGUCUGUCAUGGGGCCCGUUACCAGGACUUUGAGAAUAAUGAAAACCAGAAGGUGAAAAAAGGUGACACUAGCUUGGAUGCAAUUUUCCAGAUGGCAGAUGAGGUGAUGCAAACUCCACCCAGUAACUGCCUGGUUAAAGUUGAGACUCCAGAGAAGCCAGCCUCUGAGUUCGAGCCUUCCUCCAACACCUGUAAAGCCAAGAACAGUGGCAGCACCACGAAACCAAGUCCUCUCCGCGCUGUGCCUGUUCUCAAGUCUGUGCCAAACUAUCCUGAUCUAACUACUUACAAACAGCAUGAGGAGUCUGUGGUUUCAGUCCCUAAGCAAAUGCCCAAGGAUGUUGUCUAUGAGGAGACUGAGGUCGUAAGUGUUGGGACAGACACAGUCGUAGAUGCCAGUCAGGAUGAUAGCAGCAGCAGCAGCAGCACAGGAAGAACGCCAGGUGUUUAG
This is a messenger RNA of Stegastes partitus (bicolor damselfish), 1251 nucleotides long. It is a transcript of the gene hsf5, whose product is annotated as heat shock transcription factor family member 5. The transcript is spliced from 5 exons. NCBI's taxonomy places the organism in Eukaryota, Metazoa, Chordata, Actinopteri, Pomacentridae. Gene Ontology annotation, biological process: regulation of DNA-templated transcription. Gene Ontology annotation, molecular function: sequence-specific DNA binding; DNA-binding transcription factor activity. Bases 1 to 1251 code for a protein of 416 amino acids. The record is from RefSeq and is a predicted model, not a curated record.